UCCGCCGCCCGCCACCGCCGCCCGGGCCACGAGUGGUUCGCCGAGCCGUGAAGUCGGGUUCCAGAAGCCGGGAAGCCGCACGUCCCAUCCAAGACGAGAUGUCCAGCAAAGGCUCCGUGGUUCUGGCCUACAGUGGCGGCCUGGACACCUCCUGCAUUCUCGUGUGGCUGAAGGAACAAGGCUAUGACGUCAUCGCCUACCUGGCCAACAUCGGCCAGAAGGAAGACUUUGAAGAAGCCAGGAAGAAGGCGCUGAAGCUCGGGGCCAAAAAGGUGUUCAUCGAGGACGUCAGCAAGGAGUUUGUGGAGGAGUUCAUCUGGCCCGCCAUCCAGUCGAGCGCGCUGUACGAGGACCGCUACCUCCUGGGCACCUCUCUCGCCAGGCCCUGCAUUGCCCGGAAACAAGUGGAGAUCGCCCAGCGGGAGGGAGCCAAGUAUGUGUCUCACGGCGCCACAGGAAAGGGAAAUGACCAGGUCCGGUUUGAGCUCACCUGCUACUCACUGGCCCCUCAGAUUAAGGUCAUCGCUCCCUGGCGGAUGCCUGAGUUCUACAACCGGUUCCGGGGCCGCAAUGACCUGAUGGAGUAUGCGAAGCAACACGGAAUCCCCAUCCCGGUCACCCCCAAGAACCCGUGGAGCAUGGACGAGAACCUUAUGCACAUCAGCUACGAGGCUGGAAUCCUGGAGAACCCCAAGAACCAAGCGCCUCCAGGCCUCUACACAAAGACCCAGGACCCCACCAAAGCCCCCAACAGCCCUGACAUCCUUGAGAUCGAGUUCAAGAAAGGGGUCCCCGUGAAGGUGACCAACGUCAAAGACGGCACCACCCACCGCACGUCCCUGGAGCUCUUCACGUACCUGAAUGAAGUCGCGGGCAAGCACGGCGUGGGCCGCAUCGACAUCGUGGAAAACCGCUUCAUCGGGAUGAAGUCCCGAGGUAUCUACGAGACCCCAGCAGGGACGGUCCUUUACCACGCUCAUUUAGACAUCGAGGCCUUCACCAUGGAUCGGGAAGUGCGCAAAAUCAAACAGGGCCUGGGCCUGAAAUUCGCCGAGCUGGUAUAUACGGGUUUCUGGCACAGCCCUGAGUGUGAAUUCGUCCGCCACUGCAUCGCCAAGUCCCAGGAGCGCGUGGAAGGGAGAGUGCAGGUGUCUGUCUUCAAGGGCCAAGUGUACAUCCUCAGCCGGGAGUCCCCACUGUCCCUCUACAACGAGGAGCUGGUGAGCAUGAACGUGCAGGGCGAUUAUGAGCCCAUCGAUGCCACCGGCUUCAUCAAUAUCAACUCCCUCAGGCUGAAGGAAUAUCAUCGCCUCCAGAGCAAGGUCACUGCCAAAUAGACCGGUUGACAAUGAGGAGCUGGGCCGCCUCCUUUGCCCAUCUCCCAAGUACAGGCGCUAAUUGUUGUGAUAAUUUGUAAUUGUGACUUGUUCUCCCGGGCUGGCAGCCUGGUGGGGGUGCCAGCCCCCAGCUUUGUUCCCUGCUCCCCUGCAGCCUGCAGAAGUGGGCACGGAAGGGAAGGGGGGGGGGUGGCUGCAGUGGGGAGAUGUAAAAUGACAAUUAAAAAGAGAUACAUUA
Molecule: messenger RNA, 1575 nt
Organism: Lynx canadensis (Canada lynx)
Lineage: Eukaryota; Metazoa; Chordata; Mammalia; Carnivora; Felidae
Gene: ASS1
Product: argininosuccinate synthase 1
Exons: 16
Coding region: 99-1337 (412 amino acids)
Biological process (GO): L-arginine biosynthetic process; urea cycle
Cellular component (GO): cytoplasm
Molecular function (GO): argininosuccinate synthase activity; ATP binding
Source: RefSeq, a predicted model, not a curated record